Drosophila subobscura is the source of this 924-nucleotide messenger RNA. Its product is annotated as coiled-coil domain-containing protein 124. The transcript is spliced from 2 exons. The record is from RefSeq and is a predicted model, not a curated record. Bases 64 to 708 code for a protein of 214 amino acids. Gene Ontology annotation, cellular component: nucleus. Lineage: Eukaryota; Metazoa; Arthropoda; Insecta; Diptera; Drosophilidae. Gene Ontology annotation, molecular function: transcription coactivator activity. Gene Ontology annotation, biological process: transcription by RNA polymerase II.
GGUCACACCGAAUCAACAUAUUUACAAUCGGAAUUCGCAAAUUUUUGACAAAUUUUGGACAAAAUGCCAAAGAAAAUGGGUACCAACUCGAAGGCCGUGGAGGCGCGCGAGCGUAAGGAGAAGGAGCGCAAGGCGACCCAGGAUAAGAAGGCCAAGGACGCCGAGGAUCGUCUGUGGCAUGACGAUGACAAGAGUCUGGCCAAGAAGCAGCAGCGUCGCGAGGAGGAGGAACGCAAGCGGGCGGAGGCAGCCAAGCGCAAGGCGGAGGCCAAAGCACUGCUGGACGAGGAGAUGAGCUCCAUUAGCACCCAGCGCAAGCAGCCGCUGGCCAAAAUCAAUCGCCAGCAGAUACUGGAGGAGGUGGAGAAGAAGCAGCGAAACCUCGAUGCCAUCAACGAGGCCAACAAGCCCGCCGCCACUCGCGUUGUGGUCCAGACCAAUGUCAUGGAGGAGAACCUCAAUCGAUCACUCGCCGACACUGAUGUAGCCAGCAACAUUGACCAGGCGCUGGUUGUUCUCAGUGUCAACGAGAGCGAUGAGGACAAGCAUCCCGAGAAACGAAUGCGCGCCGCCUACAAAACCUUCGAAGCCAACAAUCUGCCCCGCAUCAAAGCCGAGAAUCCCUCGCUACGCAUGUCCCAGUGGAAGCAGCUGCUGAUGAAGGAGUGGAACAAGUCGCCCGACAAUCCCUUCAACCAGGCACGCUAGCGGUCCUGGGGAUACCUUCCCUUCGCCCAUGGCGACGAGUGUGCGUACUCUAGUGACUCUUUUGCUGCCGAGCAGCAAAGAAAAACCUUCAAAGGAUGAAUGAAACGCAGAAUUUAAUUUAUACAAAAACUAAAAGUCGGAAUAAACCAACAUUAUUUAUAAAGGUGAAGUCCCUAGUAAGAUCUCGCUCCUUAUGCAACAAAACAACAACAAAUG